Messenger RNA from Lobosporangium transversale, 4886 nucleotides. RefSeq lists its product as hypothetical. Gene Ontology annotation, biological process: nucleocytoplasmic transport; activation of GTPase activity. Lineage: Eukaryota; Fungi; Mortierellomycota; Mortierellomycetes; Mortierellales; Mortierellaceae. Gene Ontology annotation, molecular function: GTPase activator activity; small GTPase binding. Bases 336 to 4793 code for a protein of 1485 amino acids. The transcript is spliced from 2 exons. Gene Ontology annotation, cellular component: cytosol; nucleus; perinuclear region of cytoplasm. The record is from RefSeq and is a predicted model, not a curated record.
UUUUUUUACAAUGGACUAUGGCAACCUGUUUUCAUUCCUCAUUCAUCAGAGUCGCAUACGAAUCUAGCAGGAGACGUUCACACAUUUUCUCUUUCUCGCACUCUUCCCUCUCUUUCUUUAAUCUCUUUUACUCGCAUCUCACUUGACUUGUAUUUUUAUACACUUAUACAUACCAUUCAUACAUACAGACAUAAUACAGAAUCACCGCCAGCAUUCCUUUCUGACUGAGCAAGAGCUUGCAAUAGAUCAUACAAAAGCGACUUUUCCUUUCCAGCUUCACCUUCCAUCCCUUUUUCUUUCUCCUCUGUCUCUUCCUCCCUUUGUUCCACCAUAUCAUGAGCCACAAAUGGCAAGACCCCACAAUGGCUGCACAGCCUCCUCAAUGGCCUAUGGCACAGUCACAAACAACAUCCAUUUUUUCACUUCCCUUGGACAAACAAAAGUCUUUUAAAAGGACAUUCAGCCAACCAUCACCCACUCCUAGUCACAAAAAAGACCGUAGUAGCCUCUGUCGCCGUUUAUCGAAUGGUUAUCUUCGGGUGUUUGACACUAAUACUGUGCACUCCACAGCACAGGAUGCUCUUGCCCAUCGUGGGAGCUCAGCAGGAUCAACUGCUCGCAAGGAUUCAAUCAAGAAUAUCUUAAACAGCGCCAGCCCCUUUUCCAACAAGGCAAACGUACCGGAGUUCAUUGAACUUCACACAACGCAGCAGGAGAGCAAGGAGGAGGAUUCUUCUCAAAAACACCAACAACAUCAUGAUCCUACAUCUCAAGGUCCCUUACACAUACCAAAUCCUGAGAGGAUCAUAGAGGGUCUUCAUAUUGCUUCGACCUCCAACUCAGAUGCUUCAGUUGUCCGAAGUGAGAAACAGUCAUUUUCACUCAUUGCUCCAGAGCAUUCAAGAAGAAUAGAGCGGAUACGAACGUCAGUCCAGGCUUUUUUAAAUAAUCGAUUUUCAGUGCACGAGUACACAGUUCCUCGGUUGUUUAUUGUUCUACCUGAUGGAGCUACUUGGACGAAUUCAAGUGACAGCGGGUAUGGGGCAGCAUCGGGCGAAAAUACCGGAGCGAGCAACAUCGCAGCUGGACAAUCAACGUCUCCUAUGAGAUAUCGACUCUACUUCUUAUGUGAAUGCAGUUCUAGUUUCACAUUACCUCUUGGAAGCGGACUGAAUCAUUUACAUAUCGCCAAACAUCCCGGAUACGAAAUUGAUCCUGACCGACAGGAUGAAUUUUUCAAAAGAUAUGGGUCCAUGAUCCUGAUUCUUCUCUAUUUUCUAAAGUAUGGGCAUAGUCCAGUUGAAGACUCCACCGCAGUAUUGCAACAGGUCUCCACACGGAUGCCACAGCAGCGAUCCACACAGAGACAAGGACAAAGACAAGGACAAAGACAAGGACAGGGACUAAAGCAAAUACAGCCACAGCAACCUCAACUGCAACGAAGUUCUGUUCAUGAAUCGAAUCUAAAGAAAGUAAUAAGGAUCUCGAACUUACGACGGUCAGAUAUGCCCGACUCAGUUGCUCAGGAUGUAGAGCUCAAGUUUGAUACGAUGAUCGAGUUCCUUGAGAGUCUCCGACCGCGAAAUGAUUCACAAUCGAGGGGUAAUGGGAGAUCAGAGCCUCUGGGGGAUCAACACGAUGAUGAACAAGCUUCGGAGGAUGAGGGUGAUACCUUACGUGGACUCUAUGGCUUAUCGGACCUGCAUCAACUAUAUUCAUAUCUAGGAAUCUCAAACCCCAUCAAAAGAAAUCAGUCUGGACAGUUGGGGAACUUGUACCGUGUCAGUAAUGUAAGAGGUCAAAGCAGCUGGAUAUGUGUUUACCACUAUCGGUGGACAUUUCUUGAGAAGAACAUUGAUGAAUUCGAGCGUUGGGUCGUUUCCCGGCGUGGUCUUUUUGACAAGCAAUCUGGAUCUGUCUCCAUUAUGCUCUUUUCUAGGGCUCAGACUCGUACGUUUUGUUCAUGGAUCUCCAACAAAGUGGCACCAUCGCUUGUAGAAGUUCACAUCAAACUAGGCUGGAGUUUUGGAAAGAAGGAUCUUUGGAGACUUGCCAAGGCCCUUGCUAGCUCAACAGUAACAGUCUUGUCUCUCGAUGGGUGCUCCUUUGCUGAGGAUUCAACCUAUAAGAUCUUGCACAAGAAAUAUGAUCCAUUGCUGUACUUACUGACACAGGGGCAGUUACAUUCUCUGGAGCUGCUGCGAUUUCCUUCGCUCUUUGCAAGACUUUCCUCCAAGGCUGUCAAAGCAACCUCAUUGCUAAGACUUGAAUUUGGUCGUGGUAUGGAGAUAGGCUCGAAAGAUCGUAGCGCAUUUAGUCAACUUAUUGCUUCCUGCACGUCCUUGCAAGAGCUUAUAUUGCCAGGAUUUCGUAUCUCAGACCUGCAGAUACAGGCGAUCAUCACAGGCAUUCGGGCAAAAACCUCACUAGUCACUCUUGAUCUAUCGAACAGUCAGUUAAAUGAUGGCAACGCCAUCAUUUUAGCUCAAGGGCUAUAUAGUACUAACAUCUGUCAUUUGGACCUCUCUAAGAAUGAAUCCUUGAGCGAUACAGGAGCUGCACGUGUUAUUCGUGCUAUUGGGCCAAGGCUCACAAGUUUGAAGAUGGCGCAGACAGGGUUUGGUGAUCAGGCUGCAGCAGCUCUUGCCAAAAGUAUGGAUGGAAUCUCUUUCUCUAAUACUUUGCAAAACCAGCUCCACCUUCAAAACCGCCUGGAUAUUGUCGCAAUUGCAGCAGGUCAUCGGCCAGGAAUGCGUCUCCUUUCCCAUAAUCCUCAGUUCAUCACAGAGGAGGCGAUGCAGCGCAAGCAGGUUCGAGAGAAGACACAUGAACGAGGGCACCUUGUGUACCUAGAUAUCGAAGAUAACCAAUGCACUGUACAAGGUUUCAAGUCAUUGGCAAAAAUCAAAUCACGGCUUCACCUCGUAUAUUUGAACAUGUCUGGGAGCAAGGAAUUGAUGGAUAGCGAGUGCGCUGGGAUUUUGGAAAAAGUAGCUGGUUCAGCUAUGGUCACUUUGCGUCUUGCAUGUACAGGUUUUGGGGACCAGUCCGCUAAAUCACUCGCCAAAGUAUUAUUGGAAGAUCUCUCAAGAGAUGAUGAUAAGGAAACCAAGAGAUUAGCAGGGCUGUGUCGACUUGAAGAAUUGGAUCUUCAGGCCUGUCCGAUUAGCUCUGAAGGCCUACUAGCAUUAUGUGACGCACUUGACCAAGUGCAUGCGUCUUCAAGUCUAAAGAUUAUGGAUUUGGGACACUGUGGACAUUUGAAAGAUCAAGCGCUGCAGCGGCUCUUACGAACUCUUGUUGUCCAAAAUGGAGUGGCCAUGGAUUCUAGUAAUGUUAACACAUCAGCUGGAUGUGCAAUAGUAAGAUCGGAUUCUGAUCCAAUUCCUCAACCAGAAGGUUCGAUGGGUGAGCAUGAUGUGAUAGCGAACGAACUUUUGGAGCCGACAAACAUUUUCCCACCCAAGAUGCCUUUGGUUCCAACAAAAGGGUUCUUUACAAACUUGCGGCAGCUGGAUCUUAAGAGUACACGAGUUGGCGAUGGUACUGCAUGGCUCCUUGCGCAAGCGCUUGUACAGCCCUGGAUUAUGAUAAACUCGAUCACGAUCCUAAGUCCCCUCUCAAUGUCUACACAGGGUAUGUGCUGGAUUAUUGAAGCCCUAUGUGAAAACACAUCUGUACAGGACUUUGGGAUCGGGAAAGUUGAUAUUAUGGUGCAAUCAGAGCUGGAGCUUUUCGGGCUAGGCCUUUUAAGACUGAUGGAGGCGAACAAGCGCAUUCGAUCCUUAACUACCCUGGGCGCACCAUUAGUUGCUAUUGCCAAGGGCUUAAUGCUAAACCAAACACUGCACUCUGUGUACCUGAUCCGAUCAAGAGGUCAAUUCGAAGACUUGCAACUUAUGGGACAGGCUUUAGGCUUUACUCGGUCCUUACUUGUGUUUUGGAUGGGUGGUUCCGAGGAUUCCUUGAUCGCUCCUCUACAGUUCCAUCAUCAACACCAAUCAGGGCGUGAGACACAACAAGCUCUAUCUGAUUCGACAUUCUCAUCCUUACAGCACCAGCCAGAGCAAGAGCCGAAACAGCAUGAGCCGCACCAACAGGCCGCCUACCGUCCGAAGCAGACCCAUGUUCGCAACCUCUCUUUACCCAAAAAUAUUGGCGCCGCUCUGAAGACAGCCUUAGCCUUUUCAUCAAGACUAUCAUUGGAAUCCUCCAAACAACGGACGCAGCCUAGCAGUCAUGAUGCAACGACAAUAAGCGCUCCUAUAGAUACCUUUCGAACAGUCCCCAGCACCAUGCAUCCGAACGCGCUUAAGACUGACCCUAAAAGCUCGAACAACCGAACAGCCGCGUCUACGAUAGAUGCUGGAGCAGCAUCAAAUGUUGAGGAAGGAUCCGGAGGAACGUGGACUCGCAACCCCAUCAUUGAAGGAGUUCGACGGAACCACAGCCUGAUCAAGGUAACCCUUGAUAGCAGCUUAUCCUUGUCAACACCAUCGGUCUUAGCUUCGUCAACAACCAACAUGGAUUCUGCUGCUGGAACAACCCCUGCGACAACAUCGGCUGGAGUUAAUUUAUCGCGCGCCAGCUCUUGGAAUGGUGGCAAUCGUGCCGCACAGGAGCAUUAUACCCGUCAAGAGCUUGAGCAAUUACAAAUGCAGCAACAGCACAUUUUGCAAAAGAAAAUGAUAGCUAACCGGAAGAUGUUGCGAGAGAGGGCCCGGGUCGGUUGGGAAGAGCUCAAGUUACUAGGCAUUGAUGACGAUGUGAUUGCUGAGGUGUGUCAGGACUAGAUGAUUUUUUUUUCCAAAAAAUGCACGUGCACAUUUUAGUGGCGCUCGCGGACCGCAGUUGUGACUACCUUUCUCAAGUAAACAAAGCACAAG